CAACUUAAGAUUUAAUGCAGGAAUACAUAUAUACAACAACUCCUUUGGCUUUCUCCUACAACCCCUAAUUUUGGAUCUCAACUUUGAUUUGUAUAUUUCAAACUCAUGGCUACAGUAAGAUUUAGUGUAUCUUCCCGCUUCCCUGCGAGUAGAAGACUCGACUGCGAGAGCUAUGCCGGUCUGAAAGCUAGGACGGCGAGGAUUAGCUAUCCCCAAACCAUUGCCACUCGUCGACACCAUGCUGUCCAAAUAGCAAACGGAGAUCGGACUUUGGUGGUGAAUGCUGCAGCUGGGGAGAUACAUAAAAAAAGGAACCCAGGAGAACCGAAGGGGUUUGUGGAGGAGAUGAGGUCCGUAGCGAUGAAAAUGCACCCGAGAACCCAGUCAAAAGAAGGAAAAAGAGAGUCCAUAGCUCCUCAAGACAGUCCUGUAGCAACCUGGGAGUUCACCGUGGAAGGGUACUUGAAGUUUCUCGUGGAAAAUAAACUUGUGUUCGACACCCUUGAAGGGAUUAUUCACGAGUCUACUGUCCCAACUUAUGCUGGGUUCAAAAACACAGGACUGGAAAGGGCAACUAAUUUGGCCAAGGAUUUGGAGUGGUUCAAGGAACAAGGUUAUGAGAUUCCUGAGCCAAGGGCUCACUGUAAAACAUAUUCUCAGUAUCUAAAGGAUAUAGCAGAGAAUGAUCCACCAGCAUUCAUCUGUCAUUUCUUCAACAUCUACUUCGGACAUAGCGCUGGUGGUGGUCGAAUGAUUGGGACAAAGGUAUCUGAGAGGAUACUCGACAAUAAAGAACUCGAAUUCUAUAAAUGGGACCGCGACAUUUCCGAAUUGUUGAAGAACGUGAGUGGAGAAUUGAACAAAGUCUCUGAGUUGUGGACGAGAGAAGAGAAGAAUCAUUGUUUAGAAGAGACAGAGAUUGCGUUCAAGUGUUAUGGGCACCUUCUUCGUUCCUUGGUGUCCCCUGAUUUGUAAUGACCCUCCGGUGGAAAUACAAGUAGGGGGGAAGGCCAUCAAGAGUAUGAAAGUUAAAUUACAAAUAAUUGGACUAAGUCUCCAUUCACAUUUUUUCUUUAUUGCAUAAUAAUAUAUGAAGUCUAUGUGGUUACCAAAAUGUGGGAACCUGACUUCCUUGGUUGUUUCUUUUACAUUUCCACGUUUGUUGCAACUAAUUAAAGUUCUAUCAUUCUAUUAUUUGGACCACUAGCUACAACUUUAAUGAUAGUCCAAAAACUCCUCGAUAAAUUUUUUUAAAUUUAAUAGAGUGGAUACAAAAUGUCCUAAUUAAAAGACGAACAACACGAAAGGAUUCUAGACUUGAAUCAAUACUUAUAAUUGAACAAUAAGUUCUCCUCAGAUAAAUUUGGAAACUCAAACUUUGAUGAAGUAAAAAGACAAGAAAUAUCAAACAAAAGAUGCAAAAAAUACAUAAAAGAUUUGUCAAAAAGGCAACAA
Raphanus sativus (radish) is the source of this 1455-nucleotide messenger RNA. Its product is annotated as heme oxygenase 4, chloroplastic-like. NCBI's taxonomy places the organism in Eukaryota, Viridiplantae, Streptophyta, Magnoliopsida, Brassicales, Brassicaceae. Gene Ontology annotation, molecular function: heme oxygenase (decyclizing) activity. The coding region runs from base 106 to 975 and encodes 289 amino acids. The record is from RefSeq and is a predicted model, not a curated record. Gene Ontology annotation, biological process: heme oxidation; phytochromobilin biosynthetic process. The transcript is spliced from 4 exons.